GCUGAAACCAGUGCAAUUCACACUUUGGGAUGAGUUGGCGCUAACUAAGGGAGUUGAAAUCUUUGAGGAACUAACUGCAAAAAAGUAUCCUAUAGUGAGCCUAGAAGACAUUAAGGCUACCGACUUCAAAGGGAUAUCUUUGACUUCAAUGUCUCAUUCAACAAUCACUCUCAAUUCCGAUUUGCCUCGUGUUGCAGAAUUGGAGAAAUGGGCUAUUGACCACAAAUCCACCCUCGAUGCUGUGAAGGCUGGCCGCAAGUUCUUGGAUGCUGGCUUCCACCUAGCAAAUCCUGACAACGAAACAAUCACCCCAAUAGCUAAAGUCCCUGCUAUCAUUCCUCAAG
Molecule: messenger RNA, 344 nt
Organism: Cuscuta epithymum
Lineage: Eukaryota; Viridiplantae; Streptophyta; Magnoliopsida; Solanales; Convolvulaceae
Source: the annotation of a GenBank genome assembly